AUCCAGUAUCGAGUAAGGGUUCAGUACAUAUCAAGAUCACGUGACAUAGAAAGUUGAUAGUAAGAAACUUGUCAUACUUUGAAGGCGUUUAGCAGUAACUAAUCUUACAAUGGCAAAUUUUCCACCACCAAUUAGGAAUCCAGAAAUUAAAUACACUCAGAUUUUUAUCAACAAUGAGUUUGUAAAUUCUGUCAGUGGAAAGGUUUUCCCAACCAUCAAUCCUGCCACAGGAGAAAAAAUAUGUGACAUACAAGAAGGUGAUAAGGCAGAUGUAGACAAGGCAGUCGCUGCAGCAAAAGAGGCUUUCAAACUUGGAUCACCAUGGCGACGAAUGGAUGCCAGCAAGAGAGGGAAACUUCUGAUGAAAUUUGCCACCCUCUUAGAAAGAGAUGCUCAGUAUUUGGGUAGUUUGGAGACUUUAGAUAAUGGUAAACCCUACACCCAGGCUUUUGGUGAAUGUUAUUUCUCAUCAGAUGUUGUCAAUUACUACGCUGGAUGGGCAGAUAAAAUUCACGGAAAAACAAUUCCAAUCAAUGGUGACUAUUUGUGUUACACCAGACAUGAACCAGUUGGCAUUUGCGGACAAAUCAUUCCGUGGAACUACCCUGUACCUAUGUUUGUAUGGAAGAUAGCUCCAGCAUUAGCUGCCGGUAAUGUGAUUGUGGUCAAGCCUGCAGAACAGACACCAUUGACAGCUUUAUAUUGCUGUGCUCUUCUGAAAGAGGCUGGUUUCCCUCCUGGUGUGAUAAAUAUUGUACCUGGAUAUGGACCCACGGCUGGUGCUGCCAUUACUAAUCACCUUGACGUCAACAAAGUGGCCUUCACUGGAUCAACAGAGGUUGGACAGAUUAUUAUGCAAGCAGCAGGAGCUUCUAAUGUUAAAAGAACAACCCUAGAGUUGGGUGGAAAGAGUCCUAAUGUUAUAUUUGCUGACUGUGAUUUGGACACAGCUGUAGCAGCUGCCCAAGAAGCUGUGAUGACCAAUGCUGGACAGUGUUGUGUAGCUGGCAGUAGGACCUUUGUACAGGAGGGUAUCUAUGAUGAAUUUGUCAAGAAAACAAUUGAGAAGGCAGCAACGAGGAAAGUUGGAGAUCCCUAUGAGACUACAACACAGCAGGGUCCUCAGGUUGACGAAGAACAGUUCAAUAAGAUAUUAGGCUUGAUAGAGAGUGGGAAGAAGGAAGGAGCCAAGUUAAACUGCGGAGGUUCUAAAGCUGCAGACAAAGGAUAUUUUAUCCAGCCGACUGUCUUCUCUGAUGUCACAGAUAACAUGAAAAUAGCAAAGGAAGAGAUAUUUGGUCCAGUUCAGCAAAUCUUCAAGUUUAAGGAUAUGGAUGAAGUAUUAGAGAGAGCCAACAACACAUGUUAUGGACUGGGUGCAGCUGUAUUUACCAAUGAUAUCAACAAAGCCAUGAUGUUUUCACAAGGUGUACAGGCAGGCUCUGUAUGGAUAAAUUGUUACAAUGUAGUCAGUGCCCAGGCUCCGUUCGGAGGAUUUAAAAUGUCUGGACUUGGGAGAGAAUUGGGAGAAUAUGGAAUAACACAGUACUAUGAAGUGAAGAAUGUUGUUGUCAAGAUUCCACAAAAGAAUUCUUAAGGAUGUUCGCCACUCUGUUAAAAGACUGCAAAUGUGUAUUUAUCAAACUCUGUUAAAUUUAAAUAUUGAACUCUGCUUAAACUAAAUCAAAAUAUGUAGGAAUAAUUUGAAUUAUUUGAAAAUAAAUGUUGUUAUAAAUCAACAGAUACUGUUUAUAUAAAGAUUGUAAAAUAAGAAGUGCCACGAUAUAUAACUACAGCAAAGAUUGUAUUAAGUAUUUUUUUAUAUUUUGAUACUUUUGUGGCAGCAUAACUGCAAAGUUUACUUGCAUGACUUUAAAAACUUAGUUUAUACUUAUCUUUGUAUUCUUUAUGGUUAAAAAAAAGUUCUUUAACUUGAUAUUGCCAUUUUUUACUGUAUAGGAAUAAUCAUGUUAACUUACUUUUUAUACCAAUGUUAUGAGUGUGUUAAUGUCUGUUAUUAAGUUUUUCCCCCUGAUUUUAGAUAUGCUAGUUUUAUAACAAUGAUAAUGUGAUUUGUUUUUAAAGGAUUUUAUAUUGUUAAUUUAAAUUAGUACAUUUAAAAACUACAGAAAAUAAUUUCCAUUGCCAUAAUAGUCGGUGCUUUUCAUUUAUCCAUUAUUGGAUUAAAAACUUAGCUUCAGGAUAUCAUUAGAUUGUUUUUCAAUUGCAAGAUACAUUUAGCUCUAGUCUGUAUAUGAUAAAUUUGGAUCCUCAACCUGUUGUUUAUUUCCUAUUAUGUUUGUUAUAUCAUAAAGUCUGUAUUCAGAUAUAGGAAGUAUUAGAAAAUAUCAAUAAAAAUGAAUAAAUUC
Messenger RNA from Mytilus trossulus (common blue mussel), 2369 nucleotides. Its product is annotated as retinal dehydrogenase 2-like. Bases 110 to 1597 code for a protein of 495 amino acids. The transcript is spliced from 14 exons. The record is from RefSeq and is a predicted model, not a curated record. Lineage: Eukaryota; Metazoa; Mollusca; Bivalvia; Mytilida; Mytilidae. Gene Ontology annotation, molecular function: aldehyde dehydrogenase (NAD+) activity.